Messenger RNA from Schistosoma guineensis, 711 nucleotides. The record is from the annotation of a GenBank genome assembly. Lineage: Eukaryota; Metazoa; Platyhelminthes; Trematoda; Strigeidida; Schistosomatidae.
AUGUCCUAUAAGCGCGUGCUGUUGUACGGCGGUCGUGGGUGUUUGGGAUCUGUUUGCGUCAAACAUUUUAAAAAUAAAGGUUACUGGGUUUGCUCUGUCGAUUUCCAAGAGAAUUCUGAUGCUGAUGAAAAUAUUGUUAUUGAAGUUUCGGAGAGUAGUUCUACCCAAGAAAGAGUGGUGAAGAAUGGUUUAGAUACGUUUCUAAGCGGUCGAAAAGUUGAUGGAAUAUUCUGUGUUGCAGGUGGAUGGGUCGGUGGGAGUGCUGCUAGCCAUGACUUUUUGGAGAACUGUGAUGCAAUGUGGAAAAAGUGUGUUUGGUCCUCGUCUAUUGCUGCCGCGUUGGCGUCAAAGUAUCUUUUAGCCAGUGGCCUACUAGUCCUUACCGGCGCACAUGCUGCUUUACAAGCCACUCCAACUAUGUUGGGUUAUGGCAUGGCUAAGGCUGCAGUACAUCAGCUUACAAAAAGUUUGGCAGGUCAAAACAGUGGGCUUCCGAAUGGUUCUUGUGUGCUUGCUAUCUCGCCAGCAACUUUAGAUACUCCAAUGAACAGAAAGUGGAUGCCUAAUGCCAACCAUUCGUCUUGGACUCCUACAGAAAAAGUCGCAGAAUUAUUUGCUACAUGGUUGGAAGAAGCUAACAGUCGUCCUAAAUCUGGAAGUAUCAUUCAGUUAAUCACACAAAAUGGUAUAACAGAAUGCGUCCCAGUUUAA